CACUCUGCUAAUGUUAGUUGGUAAUGACGCUAGCGACGGGCACGAAGCCGGAGGGGAGGUGGUGGCUCGGCAGAAGAUGAUGGGGGGGUGAGCAAGGAAACGAAACAAAGGGAUUAUGGCUGGAAGAUGAAAUCAAUGGAGCAUCACAGCGAACCUGACUUCUCUCUAUUCACAGUCGGGGAGGCUCCCGGCUGUACCAUCCAUCCAGAUGUAGUAUGUCCAUCGCAUAACACCUCUUAUACCCGUGAGCGCAGCACCCCAGGACUAGGCAUGGGCUUCGGCGCUUGGUGGGUGGACGCACUGCAACUCGCCUGCUCGGCCCAGGAUCUUGGGCCAGGGGUCACUACAGUACAUACAUACAUACAUGCAUACUCCGUACAUGUGCAGUACAUACGUGCGUACCGGGAAAUGCUGGCCAGCGCGACGUACCCUCCUCCCUGACACCUCAAUAUGGUUCCCGAGCUACCGAGUUCGCGAGAAAUUAUGCUUGAUUGCACUGCACUUCCUUCUUUUCUCAACAUGAGCCAGAAGCACCCCGAGAUUACUACACCGACCACCCCCGGCUUGAUCCUAAACCCCUUUAACAGCUGGCGAGCAUCUGGUCAAUUGCUCUGUGGGGCACUGAAUCUUAGCGUCGCCCGUACAGCGUCGGGCAAUGCCAAGAUACAGCAAAAGGAAUGCAAUCCAAUGCGACCAGUCGACUUUGUCGUCUGUCUCGAAGUGGAUUAAUGACGCACCGCCUCAUUGUAACUGUGGCGCCAUAGGACAGCCCAGCCACAC
This is a messenger RNA of Fusarium verticillioides 7600, 780 nucleotides long. RefSeq lists its product as hypothetical. NCBI's taxonomy places the organism in Eukaryota, Fungi, Ascomycota, Sordariomycetes, Hypocreales, Nectriaceae. The transcript has a single exon. Bases 127 to 441 code for a protein of 104 amino acids. The record is from RefSeq and is a predicted model, not a curated record.